Messenger RNA from Tribolium castaneum (red flour beetle), 1507 nucleotides. RefSeq names its product GDP-mannose pyrophosphorylase A (gene Gmppa). Gene Ontology annotation, molecular function: transferase activity. Gene Ontology annotation, biological process: biosynthetic process. Bases 204 to 1451 code for a protein of 415 amino acids. NCBI's taxonomy places the organism in Eukaryota, Metazoa, Arthropoda, Insecta, Coleoptera, Tenebrionidae. The transcript has 6 exons. Gene Ontology annotation, cellular component: cytoplasm. The record is from RefSeq and is a predicted model, not a curated record.
GUUAUGUAAGUUUGUUUUGACAGGUUUUUUUGUGUAGUGUUCCGGUUAAUUUUAGCCGCUUUUUGCGAAUUUGCAUUAAUUCAAGCACAAAUUAUCGCCUGGAUUUAUAAAUAAUGCCACGUGUGCACACUGUGCAUAAUUAUUUUCGUAAAUUUUAAAACAUAGAUAAGUGUUGACGUGUCGUAUUUUAUCAAUUGUAAAAAAUGUUAAAAGCGGUGAUACUAAUCGGAGGGCCCCAGAAAGGUACCAGGUUUAGGCCCCUUUCCUUGGACAUACCAAAGCCCCUGUUCCCCGUUGCGGGGCUGCCAGUAAUUCAGCAUCACAUCGAAGCUUGCGUUGCGGUACCAGAACUGAAGGAAAUUCUACUGAUUGGGUUUUAUCCGGCGGCUUUAAUCCAGCAAUUCGUGAAUGAUUUACAGCACAAAUACAACAUUACGAUAAAGUAUUUGCAAGAGUUCACAGCCUUGGGGACCGCCGGGGGCUUGUACCAUUUCCGCGACCAAAUCCGUUAUGGAAAUCCUGACGCGUUUUUCGUCAUGAAUGGGGACGUUUGCGCCGAUUUUCCCUUAGUUGAAUUGUACCAGUUUCACAAAAACUUGAACAAUUCUUUAGUGACCAUAAUGGGCACAGAAGCCACCCGACAGCAAUCAUUGCACUACGGUUGCAUAGUUUUGAACAAAAACACGCACGAAGUGUCCCACUACGUCGAAAAGCCAAGUUCCUACGUCUCCACGUUAAUAAAUUGCGGAAUUUACGUAUUUUCCUUGGACAUAUUUACGACAAUUGGCGAUGUUUUCAUCGCUAAACAGCAAGACACAAGCCGUGAGACUGGUUUUAUCCAACUAGAACAGGAGAUCUUGGCACCUUUGGCCGGCACUGGCAAAGUCUUCGCCCUCCAAGUGAACAAAUGGUGGUCGCAGUUGAAAACUGCAGGUUCUGCGAUUUACGCCAACCGCCACUAUUUGGAGUUGUACAAGAGUAAGCAUCCCGAACGGCUGAGACAGCCCCACUCGGGGGGCGACGGCUGCACGAUUUAUCCCGAUGUGCACAUUGACCCCACAGCGCAAAUUCACGGUUCUGCCGUUAUAGGUCCAAAUGUUAGUAUUGGUUCGGGGGUGGUUAUCGGACCGGGGGUCCGGAUAAGGGAGAGUAUUAUUUUGGCGGAUGCUGUGAUCAAUGAUCGAAGUCUGAUUUUGCACAGCAUAAUAGGGAGGAAUUCCAGGAUUGGGACGUGGGCAAGGGUUGAAGGGACGCCGAGUGAUCCAGACCCUAAUAAAGCCUUCGCCAAAAUGGAAAAUCCGCCACUGUUUAACAACGACGGGCGCUUGAAUCCUUCCAUUACCAUUUUAGGGUGUUUUGUGAGUGUGCCAUCCGAAACGAUUCUCUUGAAUUCGAUUGUUUUGCCAAAUAAGGAGCUGUCAAGGAGCAUAAAGAAUGAAAUCAUUUUGUAAUUAUUGUUCUGUACAUUAUCCUUUUUUUGAAUACAUUAAUAAAAAAUUACAAUGUG